Messenger RNA from Saccostrea cuccullata (small rock oyster), 1622 nucleotides. RefSeq lists its product as uncharacterized. The record is from RefSeq and is a predicted model, not a curated record. The transcript has a single exon. Gene Ontology annotation, molecular function: zinc ion binding. Bases 1 to 1482 code for a protein of 493 amino acids. Lineage: Eukaryota; Metazoa; Mollusca; Bivalvia; Ostreida; Ostreidae.
AUGGCAGCCAGUAAACCAAAAUAUCCACUGGGCUCUCCUCAAGAGCAUAUUGAAAUGUGUAAAACCCACGAUUUACCUAUUGAUGUUAUAUGUGAGGACUGUGAUGAAUUUAUUUGUGGUAAAUGUGCUAAAACAAAUCAUAAGGAACAUGAAUGGAGCACUAUAUCCACGGCAGCCAGCCAAAAGAGGAGAAAUCUACUUAAAUUACUAAAGAAGAUCAAGGAAGAGAAUCUGCCUGGGAUUGAAGAAAAUCUGGAGGAAGUGUCAAAAAAGAUCACAGGAAAUAAAGAACUGUGUGACACUGAGAUUAAAAAGCUUCAGAAGCAUGUUGAUGAGAUAAUGGCCAGGUUGACGGAAAUCAGGAAAAAUAAUGAACGAAAAUUAACAGAGGAUGUGGAGGAAAAAAAUAAAAAGUUGAACAGUGUGAAAUCUGAGCUAAACAAAAAGAAGAAAGAAAUAGAAGAGAUGGUAAAGUUUAUGGAGGACAACAACAGCACCAUGUCAGAUUACGGCUUCCUUGACAACCACAUGGAACUGUCAAAAAAGCUGUCUGGUCAGGAUGUUAAUUUUAACAACUUUAAUUAUUCAUUGAGAUACGUUAAAGGAAAAAUCAGUGAUGAGAUGAUGGAGAAUAUGAUAGGAAAAACUCACGAUUUAAACAAUAUCAGUUUGACUGAAACAAACUCUUUUAAAUAUGGAGAUAAAGUAAUAGUUGUAUUGAGUGCAUUGUGUGAAGAUCAGUGUUACAUAGGAGAUACAGAGUCACAUUACAUUGCACAAGUAAACAAAGAUGGUGAGAAAAAAGAUGAAUGUAAUAUUGUUCCUAGUGACAUGUGUGUGGCUGAUACUGGUGAUGUUUAUUUCACUGACGUUAGUUACAGUUCCAUCAACUGUCUGUCACCAUCAGGAUCUGUCUCCACAGUCGUCAGUCUAUAUCCACUGGUACCUGUAGGAAUCUGUCAGUCGGUGGACGAUGGACUACUGGUCACCUUGAGAGACAUUGUUUCAGAUCAUUACAAAUUAGACUCACACAGCAGACGUCAGGUUAGACACAUCACAGUGACGGGUGAUGUCAUCCGUGAGUAUGAGUACAAGGAGGACGGUCACACCAGAAUGUUUACAAAUCCAAACAGAGUCAAACAGAACAGUAAUAGUGAUAUCUGUGUUGUUAACUUUACAAGUAACACUUCAGGUGAACUAGUGAUUAUUUCUCCCUCUGGUCGUAUGAAGUCUAUCUACCGUGGACAGAACCUGACAGGGGACUUUAAUCCAGGUGAUGCAGUGUGUGACACUCUCUGUAACAUCCUUGUUACUGACUUUAACAACAACCACAUCCAUCUCCUGAGUCCUGACGGGGAGUUCCUGAAGUUCUUAAUUACAGAGAAUGAAAUGAAUGGUCCAGUCAGAUUAUCACUAUAUAAGUCUACACUGUGGGUGGGAUACUAUGAUGGACUUGUCAAAGUGUUUCAAUACACAGUGUAAUUUACUUGAAUUUUCAUUAAUCAUCCUAUGAAAUCGUAAUAGAUGCCAUAUAACAUCAAUGGAUUCAAUCACUAAAAUUUGUGUAUAUUCUCAUGUGUGGAUUCUACAUAUUUGCUGUCAAUUCUUACUAUAUUAACAAU